AUGUCGUCUUUAGCGAAUGGGAACGGAAUACCACCCAGUCCGAGCCAAACAAGCAUUACCACUGAUGAUCUGUCGAACUAUGAUCUGCCAGACCUCCCGACAAUGUCAAGAGUCUGGGGAAAGCAUGCUUUUGUUCUGGUCAUUCAGCAGCAACCGCAGCGCGCACGCAUGUGUGGUUUUGGCGACAAGGACCGUCGACCCAUCACACCUCCCCUGAUUGUCAAGCUGCUGAUUGUCGACUCGGCGACAAAUCAGGAGAUCAACUACGAGGCAAAUACGGAAUGGUCGAAGCUCAUUCUCAGCGUAGACCUCUGGGAUGUCCACGGCGAGCACGAAGACAACUGUGUCAGGCAUAAUGCCGCUGCCCCAUCCAUCUCAGCGACCACCACCACCGCUUAUCCAGCCAUAAUCCAGCAGAUGGGUCCUAGAGCCCAGCAACUCUUUUCCUACGAUCCCAUGAAUGCUCCCGCCUACCGUAGAGAUGUGAUGGUUACACCCACACCUGGUAGCGUCCCAUCGUCUCCUUAUGAGAGACCUCCGGCGUUCCCUCCCAACCACCAUCAAGCUUACAACGGACACUACCAGAACUCAUACAACGGCGGUUACCCACAACGAGGCAUUCCUCAGGAGAUGGCUCCCUCCCCAGCAUCAUCUCUUCAGUCCCGCCCUUCGCAAGAUACGGGCUCACCGAGUCCGAACAGGUCUGAGCCGUCCAAGAACCUGAUUGGCCAAUGUCAUAGUAGCCUUCAAAAAUUGGACGGCCUCGACGAGAUCCCGGGGCUGUUCUUCAUCUUCCAAGACUUGAGUGUUCGAACCGAAGGCUGGUUUCGACUGAAAUGCCAACUCUUUGCGCUGGGCAAACUAGGUCUGGACGGUGAAGAAGGAGUGACGGGCGAGAUUCGUAACGGACUGCUCGUCGAAUGUCCCUGCCUGGCUGCCACAUUCACCAAACCUUUCAAGGUAUUCAGUGCGAAGAAAUUCCCAGGUGUAGUCGAGACCACUGCUUGGAGCGAGAAAUUUGCGCUGCAAGGGAUCAAGAUACCGAUCCGGAAGUCAGAUACUAAGGGUAAGACAAGGAAGCGGAAUCGUGGAGAGGACAGUGAUGACGAUGAUGAUGAUGAGCAAGACGAGUAG
Molecule: messenger RNA, 1134 nt
Organism: Cladophialophora yegresii CBS 114405
Lineage: Eukaryota; Fungi; Ascomycota; Eurotiomycetes; Chaetothyriales; Herpotrichiellaceae
Exons: 3
Coding region: 1-1134 (377 amino acids)
Source: RefSeq, a predicted model, not a curated record